AUGGUUCCCCUGUACAAGGACAACCAGGAGGACAUCUGCCCCAUCUGCCUGGAUUCCGUGAAGGAGGCUGUGAGGACAGACUGUGGCCACCUCUUCUGCCGAAUGUGCCUGACCCAGCACAUGGAUAAGGCCUCAGUCUCUGGGGUCCUCAGCUGCCCAGUCUGCAGGAAGCCCUACUCUGAGGGGGUCCUCGGGGACGGUUAUAUCUGCUUCAGCCACCAGAAGAGGGUGUGCAUGUUCUGUGAGGCAAGCAGACAUCUCCUGUGUGUGGAAUGCCUCAAGUCCCCAGAACACCAGGCCCAUAAUGAGCUCUCCAUUGAAAAUGCCAUCAGCCACUACAAGGAAAGACUCAUACGCAGAAGCAGAAAGCUCAGGAAGGACCUGGGGGAACUUCAACGGCUGAAAGCUCAGGAAGAGGAGAUGCUGCACGCUACACAGGUGGAUUGGGGGAGCUACAGGCCAGGAGCUGAGUUGCAGAGCCAAGAUCAAACCACGGAACAGCUGAAGGCCCUACCACAGCAUCGUCUGGACCACCAAGAGGACCAGUCAGCGGAGGUGGUCAGGGUCUUUCAUUUCUCUGAGGCAGUAACACAGCUCAGCAUCCUGGUUUCUGGACUGGAAAGGAUGGCCAAGGAACUGGAUGCCAGAACUCUGAAGGAUGCCAGUGACUUACUGGACAGGAGUGCACCCCAGAAAUCAGAAGGACUCCUCUCUCAUCUUCCUCCAGCUGGUCCAAACCUCAGUUAG
Molecule: messenger RNA, 747 nt
Organism: Arvicola amphibius (Eurasian water vole)
Lineage: Eukaryota; Metazoa; Chordata; Mammalia; Rodentia; Cricetidae
Gene: Trim40
Product: tripartite motif containing 40
Exons: 5
Coding region: 1-747 (248 amino acids)
Molecular function (GO): zinc ion binding
Source: RefSeq, a predicted model, not a curated record